Mucor velutinosus is the source of this 312-nucleotide messenger RNA. RefSeq lists its product as uncharacterized. The record is from RefSeq and is a predicted model, not a curated record. NCBI's taxonomy places the organism in Eukaryota, Fungi, Mucoromycota, Mucoromycetes, Mucorales, Mucoraceae. The transcript is spliced from 2 exons. The coding region runs from base 1 to 312 and encodes 103 amino acids.
AUGUCUCUAUUGCAUAUACGUCGUGUUAUCUUUGCCCAGCAAAGUCCUAUAGUGUAUCGCCCCUAUACAACGCUACCCGAAAAAGCACAAGAAAAGGCGUUGGCAGGCUAUCGAAAGUAUGCACAGCAAUUCAAGAGCAAACCGGGAUCUUACAUGACAACAUUUGCAAUUUUACAUGAAUUGACAGCAGUUGCGCCUUUUCCAUUUAUAUACUGGGCUUUGGAUGCAUCGUCCAUCAAGAUCCCAUUUCCUGACACAGUGGUAUCUGAAGGCAACCGGUUCAUCAACAAGGCUCGUGUCUAUUAUGGGUAA